This is a messenger RNA of Malania oleifera, 1568 nucleotides long. RefSeq names its product probable leucine-rich repeat receptor-like protein kinase At1g35710. The record is from RefSeq and is a predicted model, not a curated record. Lineage: Eukaryota; Viridiplantae; Streptophyta; Magnoliopsida; Santalales; Ximeniaceae. Gene Ontology annotation, molecular function: protein binding. Bases 305 to 1288 code for a protein of 327 amino acids. The transcript has 11 exons.
AAAAAUAUAUUAAAAUAUACAAAAUUUAUGAGAAAUAAAUUUUUCUUCCGCGUCGCGCGUUGGCUCACCCCGACUCCUCUCACCGAAAACCUGAAAGUUGAAACCAGGGAAGGAAUUAUAAAAAAAUAAAAUAAAAAACUAAUAAUAAAUAGAACUGGAAGGCAGAUCUUUAUUCGUCACUCCUCGUCUCCUGAUCCCUCCAAUGGCUCUGCAGCCUUAAGAUCUCAGUUGCUGAAACGAAUUUCUCCCUCCCUCCAUCAAUUCUACCGCCGCCGCACUACCUACCUCAUCGCCGCCCCCAAAAAUGGCCCGCCAGUCUCUUGCAUUUUGUUUCAUCCUCGCAGUCUCUCUGUUAUCUAACUUGAUUCUCUGCAAGACCCUCAAACGAGACGUUAAAGCUUUGAAUGAAAUCAAGGCUUCUCUUGGAUGGAGGGUGGUCUAUGCGUGGGUUGGAGAUGAUCCCUGUGGAGAUGGUGAUCUGCAGCCUUGGUCGGGGGUCACUUGCUCCACACUUGGAGACUAUAGAGUUGUUACAGAAUUGGAAGUCUAUGCAGUAUCAAUUGUGGGGCCUUUUCCAACUGCUGUGACCAAUCUUUUGGAUCUUACUAGGCUGGAUCUUCAUAAUAACAAGUUGACUGGGCCAAUUCCUCCCCAAAUUGGACGAUUAAAGCGUCUUAAAAUACUCAAUUUGAGAUGGAAUAAGCUACAAGACGUCAUUCCUCCUGAAAUAGGUGAACUAAAGAAGCUAACGCAUCUAUACCUGAGUUUCAAUAAUUUCAAGGGAGAAAUUCCAAAGGAGCUUGCAAAUCUUCCUGAGCUUCGAUAUCUCUAUCUACAUGAAAAUCGUUUCACGGGGCGAAUUCCGCCAGAAUUGGGCACUCUGCAAAACCUUCGUCACUUAGAUGUUGGAAACAAUCAUUUGGUGGGUACUAUAAGAGAACUCAUACGUAUUGAGGGAUGCUUUCCAUCUCUUCGAAACCUUUAUCUCAAUAAUAAUUAUUUUACGGGAGGCAUUCCAUCUCAGCUUGCAAAUUUGACUUACUUGGAAAUCUUGUACCUAUCCAACAACAGAAUGGCUGGAACAGUCCCAUCUGCACUUGCUCAUAUUCCUAGACUAACUUUCUUGUACUUGGAUCACAAUCAGUUUUCAGGGAGAAUUCCUGAUGGCUUCUAUAAGCACCCUUUCUUGAAAGAAAUGUACAUUGAAGGGAAUUCAUUCAGACCUGGUGUAAACCCAAUUGGUGCUCACAAGGUCCUUGAACUUUCAGACUCAGAGUUCCUGUUUUAAUAAGAGAUCAGCCCAUUCUUUAUUUGUUUAGUUGGCAUUUUUAUGUGCCUAUAUGGGGGUUCAUCUGAUUCCCAGGAUGGACAAGGAAAUCAAUUUUUGUUCAGCUCAUUUUCUUGUGUUUGUGAGAAGCUGGCUAUGAUGUGUAUAGUUUCACAUUAUAAAAUAGAUUUUGUGUUGCUAAAUGAUUUGUAAUGACUUCCACUGUAACUCCAGUAUGGAUGUAAGAACUCCAGAAAUUAUGAAAAAAGGAAAAUUUAUAGCUUAUAUUCCAUAUGAAAAA